CCCUAAGAAAAUGCAAGAAGUGACAUCAUUUGAUUACGUAUGCGAAGGGAUUUCCCCUUACAAAGGGAAUUUUUCUGCGAUCAUAGUUUAUUUAUGAAUUUUUCAUUCCGUGCUCCGCAGUUUUAUAUUUGUAAAUUUCGGGGAAUAACUUCAUACCGAAACUAAACCACAGAUACUUUCGUUCCUUUUUGCUUAUAUAAAAGUUUAGACAUUUCAUUUCCCAGCCAAGUUUCAGGUUGGCUUUCCUUAGGUAUUACGAAACAAAGCUAAGUGUUCCUAAAAGGAAGCGACAUUUCAUUAUAUAUAUAAAGAACGUCCGUUUCAAGUCAGAUUCAACGACAUUUCGAAACUGGAACAACAAGUACAUAUAAAAGGUAAGCUUCAAUUAACGUAUAUUUAUAUACUUUAAAGCUUAUUUAUAUUACAAAAGUAUUAUGUGACAUAGAAGAUUCUAGAUGGAAACGGUCAAGAAUUUAGCAAAUUUCGAAGCAAAUUUCGAAGCAAAUUUGGAGGCAAAUUUAUUCCAUCGGCUGUUGAAUAAUUGAAUCGAAGUGUUCGACUCCAACCAAGUAAUAAAGGCUGUAUUGAACCGCCUUUGUUCUUUCAUAAAUAUCGUUUUAUUUACCCAGGACAAUUUUAAUUCAUUGGACUACCAUAGGACAAAACUAAAAGAGAUUUUUAUGACAACUGUUUUGGUUUGAUUCAAUAUACAUUCAUAGUUUAAUUUAUAUACCAUUUCCUGAUCGAUGUCUUCUAUAAACAUUUUAGAUUAAAGAAUGGAUAGCCCGCAACUACAAAGGACAAUGUCCUUGACAGACAUAAAUACAUCUUCUGCAAUCCGUGAUGGAAUUGAACGGGAUGUUACAAUUCCAGCAGACAGAAGCAGACAUCGCUUCUUCCUUCAAUUACCACGACACGAUUUCAUCCUGCCUAGCCUCACCCGUUUUGAUCAAGAUUUUCGUAAAUUCUUGCUAUCGGCAUUGGUUGAUUUUGGUCUCAUGCAAGAAUUGGAAGAUGCAAAAUGUGUAAACUGGUGUUUGAUGUUACCAAAAUUCUUGCCUCUACAAACUCUGGGAGAUGGUAAUUGUUUGAUGCAUGCUGCCUCACUUUGUAUGUGGGCUGUACAAGACAGAAGACUUACGUUGAGAAAAAGUGUCUAUCAAGUUCUUGUUGAAGAUCAAACAGGUAGAUUAUUUGAAAUAUUUUCUUGUGGGUUUGGGUAAGAGCUUUAUUUGGUCAUUGGUAUGACGAUCGUUGUUUCUUGAUCUUUCCUGCUGUUCUAAUUAUUCUGGAAUUUACACAAUACUGCUGUUGAAGACAGCAACAGGAAUUAGAUGGUUUCGGAUAACAAAGUAAACUUCCUGUUUCAGACUUUCAGCUAUUCAUGUUCUUCUGAACAAAGGAACUUUGAGGAAUGGGUAGACUUCCUGAUUAGUCGUUUUCAAUUAUCAUGUCGGGAGAACAAUUAUUAAGUGCAAGAAUCAAUUACCGAAAUAUUCUAAAUUCUGCUACAAACUUCCUUUAUUAUGUUGGUGCUAUUUAUAUAAACAUAGUUCUUAACCUAUUAAGCUGCAAUGCACUCCAAUCAAUACUUUGGUAUUUUCCUCCGUCUAACUCAAGAGGACAAUCUGACCUGCAAUUCGCCCAUAAUUCAUACAAUUUUUCAUUUUAGAGAUGUUCAGAAAGCGAUGGCAGUUUGAGCAAGAGAAACGUCUUGAGGAACAAAAUGGGAGUCCAGUGGACUGCAGCAGUGAGCAAUGGGAUGAAGAUUGGAAGAAAACCAUGGAACUUGCUUCAACAACAAGAUCCUCCGAGACCCACACUCUCAAUGCACUUGAAGAGAUUCACAUUUUCGCUUUGGCCAACAUCCUUCGACGACCAAUACUGGUUCUUUGUGACAACAUCCACAGAGGAAACUAUGAUGAGUCACUUGCAGAUGUCAGCCUAGGUGGCAUAUAUCUGCCGUUGUUGUGCGACUCAGUAGAUUGUGUCAGAUCUCCUGUUGUGAUUGGCUAUCACCAAGGUCACUUUAUGUCGCUCGUAACAACGGAAGAUGGCAGCAUAACAUGUGAAGAUGUGUUCCAACAACAAAGAAAUAAAAAUGCGGUACCGUUAGUGCAAUAUGACGACUCUCCUAUGCAGUUACAUUUCUUGUUACCAGAUGAACAGCAGAGUUCGGACCGAUUAUUGCGGGAAUAUCUGAACUGUUCUAGGGUAGAAUACACCAAUAAUGAAGUCACCAGAACAAUUCUUGUGGCUACCAUGCAAUCACAAGAGCCAGAAGCCCACUUUGAUCAAAUGUUCAAGACCUACUUUCGAGCGUUGCAAGAAGUUUACUUGGAGAAACUUGCCGAAAGACAACUUUCCUUGUCUGGUCAACAUUACAGACCAUAUCCUGCCGCAUCACCUGGUAACGGAACUGCGCUUCUACCUCGGAACACUCCAAGAUGUUGCAGUGCUCAUAAGAAAUGCAAAAAUGCAGUUUGUGAAAAUUACACGACUCACUCGAAUGAUUACUGCCACCAGUGCAGGAAAACCAAGCCUCAACUCUGCACAUCGCCUGGCUGUCCAUUCGCUGCCAAUGCAGACUAUGAAGGUCUUUGCUCCUCAUGUUUUGCACGGUACCGUGCAAUCCUGGAGCAAGGAGCCAGCAUGGUAAGUCCGUCUGCACCCCCAAGCAACAGGUGCAUCAUUAGCAAUUGCCAGAAAGAGGCAUGUGCUCAUUUUCAUGGCAAGUGUCAUGACUGUUAUAUCAAAUAUAUUCACACUCCUAAUCUUGGAAACAUUACCACCACUGCAAGUUCGACAACAACUGCAAGACCAGUUACAAAAAAUGAAAGGCAAGCUGAGAACAAUUUUGGUCCACAGAGUCCAGCAUUACCUCGCCAAAAUUCCAGACUGUUUUGCUUCGACCAAAUGUGCAACAAUCGUCUCCAAAAUCCAGAACAGAUUUACUGUGACGAGCAUGCUGCUGGUGAUAUUGACCAGCCUAGUGCAAUGAACAGAGACUAUGCAAUUUGUUGUGUUUCUGGUUGUAGCAUGCCUGCAGUGACCUACCAUGGACAAUUAUGUUACGAGCACUACAAGGAAUCCAUGAGUCGCCAGCAAAGCAAGAGUCACCAAACACCACAGAUGAAACAAUCCGGAAUAAAGUGCAUAACCCAUGGAUGCAACUUCUUUGCAGUUGCAGACCACAACUACCUCUGCUCACAAUGUCAUGCAAAGGCCUUGCAAGAACAGUAUGAUAUGCAGAGGAUACAAGCUGAGCAAGACAGAGCACAGGCAGAAUGGGUUGCUCAAAUUGCGAGCAGCAGUUCUGAACAAUCCCAGUUUGACUUUCAACGCAAGCCUUUCUACUAUGAGGUAAAUUUGAAUUAAAAACAAUCAGCUCAGUCUAGUGUAAAUACAAUUUAAUAGACCCUUGCAGAACAUCAUUCGACUAUAGAGCCUCAUUUUUGCAAGGCUUGGAUAAAAUUAAUCACACGUAUGAAAAUGAGUCUCUAUAACCGAAUGAUAUACUUUCUGGAAGGGUGUAUUACCAGAGGGUGUUCAAUAAUUAAUUAAUAUACUUUGGCAUAAAACUUAUUUUUAUCAUCUUUAUUUCACAGGUGAUUUCUAUGCCAAACAAAAGUGCUUCAGCUCCAUCUUCACCAAACCGAAAAAAAUCUGCAAUGAAUACGGUACCUUGUGUGACAAAAGGUUGUCCACACAUGGGGACUGAAGAGAAACAAGGCCUCUGUGACAUUUGUUUUAAGAAGAAAGAAGCGCUGUUUUGUCAAGUUGGUGGCCGCAACAGACAUUCUAGCAUGCCAUGAAUUGUGUGACACGUAUUUACUAUUUAUCCAUGUAAAUAUUACCUAAUGUAAAGUAUUACUUAUGUAUAAUAUUUAUGUAAAGUAUUAGUCAUGUAUAAUAUUUAGAUUCAAGUUAUUGGGAUUAACUUUUAAAAAUUGAUAGUUUAUCAUUAAUUAAAACAGAUUGACUACGAUUAUGGUGUAAUUAUUUGUAGGCUAAUUCUAAUAAAAUUUAAUUUUGUAAAGUAUUAAAUUUAAAAUUGAUGUGGAAGUGUUAAAGUGUGUUAAAUUAUAAGCUUAUUACAACAAAAUAUUAGUAUAAAUGAGAAAAAUCAGAGUAAACAAAAAGAAUUUUCCCUGCAUGAUAAUAUAUUGGUAUCCUGUGCAAAUAUUUAUCGAAUGUCUUCAAACAGAAGUAUGCAAGUUGGGAAUCCUUACAAUUUGUAAACUAACAACAAGUUUAGCACUUUAUUUGUUCUACUUUCCGCAUCACCAAUCCAUUGUAAAAUUCACAAGAAAAAACUUCAAAACAAACAAGAAAAGCCCUCAAGACAAUUAUGAAUGAAACAAGACACCACAAAUGGCACAAAAUGUGAAAAAAUCCGCCAUUUUCAGAAAAAAACCCCAUAAAACUGUGGAUAAAUACAGAUGAUUUAUUGCACAAUGCAAAUCUACAUUCAGCGUUUCCCACCAACACGACCAGUAGUUUUACCUCCCUUUUGCUUGUUAGGUGCCUUAGACUUUGAAGGCUGUUGCUGUACCUAAAAAAUACAUUAUAUCACAUUUCAAAAAAUAC
Paramuricea clavata is the source of this 4590-nucleotide messenger RNA. The record is from the annotation of a GenBank genome assembly. NCBI's taxonomy places the organism in Eukaryota, Metazoa, Cnidaria, Anthozoa, Malacalcyonacea, Plexauridae.